Messenger RNA from Penicillium daleae, 1245 nucleotides. Its product is annotated as major facilitator superfamily domain-containing protein. Bases 1 to 1245 code for a protein of 414 amino acids. The transcript has 12 exons. The record is from RefSeq and is a predicted model, not a curated record. Gene Ontology annotation, molecular function: transmembrane transporter activity. Gene Ontology annotation, cellular component: membrane. Gene Ontology annotation, biological process: transmembrane transport. NCBI's taxonomy places the organism in Eukaryota, Fungi, Ascomycota, Eurotiomycetes, Eurotiales, Aspergillaceae.
AUGAGCAAAGACCUAGACCGAAACAAUAUCGGCAACGCCAAAGAAGCGGGCAUGGCCACAGAUUUGGGACUCACCUCGUCCGAUUACUCUUUAGCUGUCUCGAUCUUCUUCAUCGGAUAUCUCCUACUUGAGGUGCCGAGCAACAUGAUUCUCAGCAGGACUCGCCCGAGUCUCUAUCUCCCCGCUCUUAUGACUGUCUGGGGUGCUAUGGUAAUCGGCUACGUGGGCGUUAAUUCAAAGCGCGGUCUUAUCGGUCUUCGGUUUGCGCUGGGGUUGAUUGAAGCUGGAUACUUUCCCGGCGUUCUGUUGUUCAUGAGCAGCUGGUACAAGAAAGCCGAGUUGGCUAGGAGAUUUUCUAUCUUCUAUUGUGCGUCGCUCGUUUCGGGCGCCGUUGGUGGGCUUAUUGCGGGCUUGAUCUUGGAGAAGAUGCACAAUCGGGCACCGUAUCCGGCGUGGAAAUGGCUAUUUCUCAUUGAGGGUGUAAUUACAAUUGGAUGCGCCAUUAUUGCCAUAUUCGUGCUACCCGACUUCCCUGCUACGACCAAGUGGCUCACCCCGGAAGAGCGAGAAUAUGCUGUUCGACGUCUAGAACAAGAUGACAACUCGAGUCGCGCUGGAGAUAUCUCUCACUGGCAGAGCUUUACGUCGGCGCUGCGCGAUUGGAGGACCUGGCUUUUCUUCUGGGCACAAACGUUUUGCACCUGUGCAGGUACCAUCACGUACUUUGUACCGACCUUGAUGGCCGCUUUGAAUUACACUGGCCAAAGUGUGCAAUAUAUGACGAUUCCGAUCUAUAUGGUUGCCUUGGUGAUCGUCCUCAUUUGUGGCUUCUCCUCGGAUUACUUUGGUGAACGACCCAAGCACAUCAUGGCCAUGGCCUCCAUGUCCACCGUCUCUCUGAUAAUCGUGGCCACGGUUGAUAAUGCCAAGGCUCGCUACACAUUCUUAGCAUUUGGCGCUGCUGGUAUAUGGUGCUGCAGCCCAUUAACUCUCAGCUACCUAUCCAACACGAUAUGCCGACCAGCGGAGAAGCGAGCAGUGGCUAUUGGUUUUGUGAAUGCCUUCGCCAAUUUAUCAUCAGUAUACGGAGCAUACAUCUGGCCUGCGAGCUCAGCGCCGGAAUACGCGCCCGGAUUUGCGGUUAGCACUAUUUUUAUGUUUCUCUGCAUCAUCACUUCGCUGCUUCUCAUGAUCCUGACAAAGAAAUAUCCGUAUGAGAACACUAAGGAUGGCAGAAUGAGGUGA